Lizanozyma spartinae is the source of this 270-nucleotide messenger RNA. RefSeq names its product Arf family guanine nucleotide exchange factor (gene SBH1). Gene Ontology annotation, cellular component: Sec61 translocon complex. The record is from RefSeq and is a predicted model, not a curated record. Bases 1 to 270 code for a protein of 89 amino acids. Gene Ontology annotation, biological process: intracellular protein transport. Lineage: Eukaryota; Fungi; Ascomycota; Pichiomycetes; Serinales; Debaryomycetaceae. The transcript has 2 exons.
AUGGUAUUUCAAGCACCCGGUGGGUUAAGAAGCGCAGCUAAGAGAAAGAACACUGCUGACAAGAAGGCUCAACAAGCCAAUGCUACUCCUGCUUCCACCAGAGCUGCUGGAGCUGGUGGUUCUUCUUCUACAAUGUUGAAGUUAUUCACUGAUGAAGCUCAAGGAUUGAGAGUUGAUCCUUUGGUGGUAUUGAUUUUGGCUGUUGGGUUUAUUUUCUCUGUAAUCAUCUUGCACGUGUUGGCCAAGUUGACUGGUAAGUUCAUUAGUUAA